AUGCCUGCUGUUUCAUUUACAUCUAUAUUCUUAGGAACUCAUGCGUCUGCCUCAUCCGCCAUCGCUACUCCCAUUGUGCCUUCUGCACUCCCUUCGUCAUUUAUGCCUGUUGCACCAUCUGUGUCCGCUGAAUCACUUUGGCCUAAUGCACCCUCUGUAACGACAUCUGCUGUGCCUUUAGAAGCGUCUGUUGCUCAUAAAAGCAAUCUUACUGAUGCCAAUGUUCCAACUGAAGAUACAAAUGACGAUGCCAACAGUGCUCCAUUUGCAUCCACUGAUGAAGUAGAGUUUACUGAGCUGGAUACCUCAGUUUACAAUUCAGAGUACCAGUCCCUUGGCAUGGUUAUUCACUUGCAAUCUGGUAGUGUGAUAUGCGUUCGUUGUCGCUGUGCAGUUCAACUAGGAAACGUCGUUGGCCAUUUUGGUCGCAAUCAUUCAUUGAACAGGUGGAUUGCUCAAUACAACGUACAUCAACAGCAGCGGUAUGGAGAGCAAUUGGAUGUCGAGUUAUCCCAGAUACAUCCCGAACCGCUAACUGUCCAUAACUUGGAAGAAAAACUGCGUGAUCAAGGAGCUGUCUUGUAUAACGAGCACGGCCUGUACGUUGCUCCUCUCAAAAAUCCAUUGCCUGCCAUCUCUCUCUUGGAUGUAUUGCCUGGCUUCAUGUGCGGUUUCUGCCCUGUAGAAGAUGUAACUGCAGUCGCUGCAUUCACCGGUGGUGUAUCCACUGUGGCCAAGCACAUGCAACAAAACCACCGUGGGCUGAAUCAUAAUCAGUACACCACUUGUCAUGUACAGCAUUUAUACAAAGACCAAGGCCACAAGGUGUACAUUCGUGUGGAGCAGCAGUAUUCGGGCCCAACAAUUCCAUCAACCAUCACGAGUGAAGGUGAUGCACUAUUCGAAACCUUUUUAUGCGAGAAUCCUGAUGUCACCAUUGGCGAUUCCCGGGUCUUUUCUCGCUUCUAUGAGUAUGUCAACUGGUUUGACUUGGUAGUGGAUGUCGCUGGUGCUGACACCAACGAAAAUAGGCUCCUGCUGCACGACUGGGUCAACGCAAGAACCCCCAGACUUAAUGAUGAGGUGGCCCGGUUUGAUCUGGACCUAAAGAGCCUGCUCCAACUGUGGGUCUCCUAUGUCAAGAUGAUGAUGAUGGCUGCUGCUCCCUCCUUUGGCUCUGACGAGGGCACUGACCUUCACAUCAAGUACCGUGAAUUCGGUCGAGCCAUUUUCAAUGAUAUUAACGGUGACACAUCCAGACAAUUUGUCAUCGAUAUCGAAAAUAUCAUUGCUGAAAUGCGUUCUGCUGGAGACAGCUUUCGUGCUAGUGAGAGAGCCUUUCCUGUCUUGCACAGCUACUUUAUGUCGCUUGUCAGUGAGCAGACACCUCCAUUUAACCAGAGAGUCAAGUGCUCAAUCCUGGUUUUCACUGCAUUCUCACAGAUUGAGGCAUCAGGAUGCUGGAAGAACGUAGCAUACGUAAAGAGUGUGCCUGCGAGAUUAAAGUAUCUGUUUAGAAGCAUCAUCCUUUACGAACUCUUGUUGAAAAACGAUGGGCUGGUAUUUGAUGACGUGGAUAACAAUGUCCAAGUUGGUACCGCCAUCAAUGAUGAUGGUCUUAAUACCGAUCUCACUGAAGAAGAGUUGGAGGAGUUCAACAAUAAUGCGUGA
Messenger RNA from Mucor velutinosus, 1671 nucleotides. RefSeq names its product 3',5'-cyclic-nucleotide phosphodiesterase (PDEase) (3':5'-CNP). The transcript has 3 exons. Bases 1 to 1671 code for a protein of 556 amino acids. The record is from RefSeq and is a predicted model, not a curated record. Lineage: Eukaryota; Fungi; Mucoromycota; Mucoromycetes; Mucorales; Mucoraceae.